AGAAAAUGUUCAACCUCCGUGUAUCCCAGUCACUCUAAAUAUUGGCGGUGUAAUCCGUAUAUAUAGGAUUCUCCAAACCACACAACCAAUUGAUUGCGGUAUCGACCGAACUAUAAAAAUUUCCUCAGGACCUAAACGGGGUAUUAACAGAGAUCCCACUCUGAAACUUGUCACGUGCGUGCUUGGAUUACAGUCCUCAAACAAAAUAAUUUCCGUAGGGAACUUCAGUGAAAAAGGUAAUACGCGGCAAUCCGUGAGCCAACUACCAAAAUAAAUUUCUUGGAUAUUUUCCCCAAACAUUAAAGAGCGAUCCGUAUUUCAAGGUUGUAAAUGUGAGUCAAUAUUUGCAUUUUAAAAGAAUUUGGAAGUUGGAUCGUGCAUAUUUUCAUGAUCUUGGUUAAAACGAAGUGAAAGGUUCUUUCUAUAGUAAUCACAUAUCUGUGUAUGAGGAACAGACCCCAAAUGGCACACAAAGCUACGAUCGAUGGAAUACUUUACCGCGCUGUAUUUAUUUCAGGGCGUGCAUUAUCUUUUGACAGUUUUCGAUGAACAGGUUGAGUAACUAGUAUCACAAUGUGGACAUUAUAAUCCAACAUACUGACUGAGUCUUUGAUAUCAAAAUGGAUUCCCCUAGUUUACACACAACCGAGUCCUCACAAGCUCAGACAACUUCCAAACUUUGGCACACUAAUACACAGGGAGUGAAUGAGGGACUCAGACAGGCCAAUCUGAUUGCGCCGUAUUCGAGUGGUCAAUCCGGAAGUGACACCGAUGAAACAACAUAUCAGUCCUUGUCAGACUUUUGGAACGACCUGAUAUGUUCCGGUUUGAACGAUACUGAUUCGGAGUACAUAAGCAUGUGUGUAAAUAAUAGUGCCAAUUCCUCGUCAACAAUGUCAUAUUUGAACAGUAGCUUUCUGUAUGACAAUGAUACCUCCAAACCCUUGUUGGAGGGGGAGUAUCGAUACUGGAUUCUCUCCUUGAUUUUGUUUCCUCUUCUAACAGUUUUUGGUAAUGUCCUCGUGGUGAUGAGUGUUUACAGAGAACGGAGUCUCAGGACUGUCACUAACUACUUCAUAUGUUCACUGGCUGUUGCAGACCUUAUGGUUGCCCUUAUGGUGAUGCCAUUAGCUAUCUACCUGGAGGUUACACAGGUGUGGUUACUCAGCGACAUCUUAUGUGAUGCCUGGGUAGCCUCUGACGUCAUGGCCUCCACUGCCUCCAUUUUGAACCUCACAGCAAUUAGUGUAGAUAGAUUUAUUGCUGUUACUCAGCCCAUAAAGUAUUCUAAACACAAGAAUUCUAAACGUGUGUUUGUGACUCUAGCUUUGACUUGGAUCAUAUCUCUGGCGAUCGCAGCCCCCAUUGCUCUAGGAGUCAACUACUCCGCCCACAGGAAAGAGGGAAUGUGUGCUUUUUUCAACUCAGAUUUUCUUAUUUACUCUUCAAUGGGAUCGUUUUACAUUCCUUCCAUUAUCAUGAUAUGCCUGUACUGGAGAAUAUACCGUGUGCUGCAUUUACGGGCUCAACAUGCCAUUAAGUCCAAAAAAGCCAAAAAUUUAAAACUCAAAAACGAAGCAAAUGUGAUAGAAAAUUCAGCAACUGUGAACGCAGGUCGCGCAGAGCCAUCUGCUACAACACAGUUAAAUGUUGCUAUAGACAACGGUAAAAUAUCAACAUAUAAUACUAAUAAAUGUUCGAAUCAGUUAUCCAUGCAAAUAAACGAGGAACCCUCUGUAAACGUAAAUUCCGAUUCUAGUGACAGGUAUAAUGAAGACGGAAGUGUUCUAAAGAGCCCCGGAAGUGACGAUGGAGAGGACGAUGGAGUCGUUGGUGCGUUAAUAGUUAAUCCAGUUGCAGUACGCCAUGUUGAAAUUCAACUUGACGGGAACGGAAAUGGAACAUGCGUGGCUGAAACGCAAACAGACAGUGAGACCAAAUUUAGUGAAAUUAACGAAGUUAAAUCAAGAGUUAAACUUGUUAAUGAUGAAGCAUGCACAUUAAAUUCAAAAGCUCGCAAAUCAAAUCCCCAGAGACGAAAAGAUAAACGUGGAGUGGCCAAAUUUAAUUUCCACAUGCGCAGUAGCCGGAAACGGAAAGAAAAAUCUUCCAAUCGUAAAGAACGCAAAGCAACCAAAACGCUUGCAAUAGUCUUAGGAGUGUUCUUAUUCUGUUGGGUGCCAUUUUUUACCUUAAACAUCAUCAACGCCAUUUGUUUGCGAUAUGACGCAAUAACUACGAACUCGGUGUGUCAAUUUGACCUCAUGCUCUUCAGCCUCUUCACGUGGUUAGGAUACAUCAACAGCUUUCUCAACCCGGUUAUUUAUACAAUUUUCAACCCAGAGUUCCGAAAGGCGUUUAAAAGGAUUCUUACUGAAGGAUGUCGAUGCUGACAUUCUGCGGGAUUAAGCGUGAGUUCAUAGUAUUACAAGACGACAAUAGAUGCCAGUUUAAGACAGCGGUUAAUUUGUGUUCACUGAACUCUUUAUCAGUUAUACUACUUUGCCUUUUAUAAUUUAAUACUCUUAUUAUUUAUUCAUUAUAAUGCAUCGUUAUCCUUAACAUCUCCUCUACUUUGUCCUUGUUAUAUUAAACUAACAAUUAUUAUUUAGGAUUUUGUUCACUGUAUUACAAUUAUAUUACCAUAAAUGCACAUAUUUAUCGUUACAGCGCGCAUGCCUAGCUUGAAGUAGAGAACCAAUGGAAUUCAUGUCCAGUUCAUAUCAUUUCAGUUGUGCAAUGAUUUUAUAUUGUCUAAUUAUAAGCCGAUGCUUGGCUUAUUGUUAUGUACAAAUGUAUGUAUACACAUUUGACAUGUGAAUUAAAUUA
Messenger RNA from Saccostrea echinata, 2829 nucleotides. Its product is annotated as dopamine D2-like receptor. NCBI's taxonomy places the organism in Eukaryota, Metazoa, Mollusca, Bivalvia, Ostreida, Ostreidae. Gene Ontology annotation, molecular function: G protein-coupled receptor activity; dopamine neurotransmitter receptor activity, coupled via Gi/Go. Gene Ontology annotation, biological process: adenylate cyclase-activating adrenergic receptor signaling pathway. The record is from RefSeq and is a predicted model, not a curated record. Bases 621 to 2393 code for a protein of 590 amino acids. Gene Ontology annotation, cellular component: membrane. The transcript is spliced from 5 exons.